AUGGCAUCUCCUGGUUCUGGUGAAGACCGUGACGUCUAUCCCACGAAGGAUGCACUCGAAGCGCCGCGGACACGCAAGUCUCGGCGAUACGGUUUUGCAUGUUCGAGGUGCAAGGCGCGCAAAGUGAGAUGCAGUGGCGACCAGCCUGUGUGUCAAAACUGCCAGCGCUUCGGAGAUAGCUGCCAUUGGCCAUCUCAGAGCUCGACUCAGAGCCAGCUCAGGGAUGCCAAUUCUCGGAUUAGAGACUUGGAAGCGUCGAUUCGUGAUUCCAUGGCUUCCAGCCAACGCCAGGAAGAGGGCGUACAAAGCGCAAAUACGGCUCCAACAACAUCUGAACGAAGAUGCCCAAUGAUGAGCAACUCGGGGCCGACGCCUUCCGCGAGUCCCGAAGAUGCCAGGACCAACUCGUCGCUCUGGUUUCAAGUCGGCAUCGGCCAAGAUGGCAGCCUGACCUACAAUGGCCCGACCAGUAGGUUUCAUGCUGGAACAUUGAAUGAAGGCGUCGGAAACGAAAGGCAAGAUUCGGACCAGGAUAUAUUAGCAGCACAGUACUCCGUGAUUGAUUCAGUUUGGAUGCCUCUGAUAUUUUCUCAGCCCGUAAUGAGAGGUGCUGGUGUCAGUAGAGAGAUUGGCAUGGCUCUACUUGACAUCUAUUGGACCUGGCUUCAUCCGCUACACAAUUGCGUCUAUAAACCCCUCAUGAUUAUGGAUUUGGCUUUUGGAGGUCCGUAUUGCUCUGACUUCUUGCUCAUGUGUAUUUUUGGACUUGUUGGGAGACAUCUUUCCAAGCAUCACCCCAAUUUCCCCGAUAUUGGCAAUGGAAACGAGUUUCUUUCAAGAGCCAAGGAGCUUCUGCUGCAAGAACUAUCCGCGUCGAAGCCCUCCAUACCUACCAUUCAGGGUCUUCUUAUUCUCGGUGGGCGACAAAGUGCGAUGGGAAAUAGUUCUGAGGGUUGGCUUUACACAGGAAUGGCCAUCCGCAUGAUGGAGGACAUCGGUCUUCACCUUGAUAUUACAAGCCUGGCAAAAAUAGAACGAUGGACCGCAGCGGAGAAGGAAACCCGAAAGCGACUCUACAACUCUGCCUACAUUUGGGACAAGACUUUGAGUCUGGCUUUGGGUCGUUCGCCAUCCCUAACGAGAGCACCAUACGCAACAGAUGAGAUCCUGGAUAAGUUUGACGAUGAACCACCUUGGCGUCCGGUUCAUGCGUUCGAAGUUGUUGAACCUUUCCCGCCCUCUCCAAUAAUGAAUAGCUCAACAUUCUGCGCGUUUUGUCGUAUUCACGAAAUCACGACCGACAUGAUGCUGUUGUUUGCAACUCCUCCGGGUCACGAUGAGUUCAUUUCAAAAGUGGGAGCUCUUGAUUCAAGAUUUCAAAGAUGGUAUGACGAGCUUUCGGUAGUAGUUCUUAAAAUAAGCAAUCCAGACAGUAUGGCGCAGAGCCCACCUCCACAUAUUGUAUCACUAAAUUUAUUGUAUCAUACACUUAGGAUUUUGAUACGUCGGCCAUUUUUUGCUUCUUCUGAUCUUCUGCAGAGAGAUCAUUACUUGAGUGAUUGCGAAAUCCAUCUUCGACAAAUUUUCGCUAUCCACAGUCUGUACUCGCGUACUUUCCCACAUCGUCUCAUGACAUACCAAGUCAGUUAUUGCAUUUUCAUUGCAGCAAGUACCGAAGUUCAAGAGCUUAGCAUUGCUUCUACGAAAGUCCGAAGAGAGGAGGCGGCAAUGAGGCUUGCGGCUGCCGUCAAGCUGUUGCAGAAUGAAGCCAUGCACACCCCAGGCAUAGGACGCAGUCUCGACACCAUUAGGCGACUCAUGUGCAUGGGGGCAAAACCAGGCGGAAAUUCAGAAAGGAUGGAAAGUCUAAAUUCUUCUCGUGUAAUCAAUACCAGGCAAAUUUCUCAAAUGUCUUCAGGUCACGACUCAGAAUCGCGAGUCACCCAAUCUGGCCAAGAUACUCAAGGGUUGCCCUCAGGAAAUGAAAACCUCACUCCUGUCACGCCCCGUUUCCCCUCAGAGAACAAUACAGCGAACACAGACACUUUCUCUUCACUAAUCAAUACUACGACGGGAUUCGAUAUGACGGAUGAUUUUUGGCCCGCUUGGAUGGACACGGGUGCUGGAUUUCAUCCUGAGGUAAUGUCAUGGGGAUGGAUAGAGAAUUCCCAGAGAGCCCAGGGGCCCGCAUUUGGAGAUCAGAAUUGGAUGUAA
Molecule: messenger RNA, 2214 nt
Organism: Clonostachys rhizophaga
Lineage: Eukaryota; Fungi; Ascomycota; Sordariomycetes; Hypocreales; Bionectriaceae
Source: the annotation of a GenBank genome assembly